Messenger RNA from Otolemur garnettii (small-eared galago), 5989 nucleotides. It is a transcript of the gene ANKS1B, whose product is annotated as ankyrin repeat and sterile alpha motif domain containing 1B. Bases 364 to 4218 code for a protein of 1284 amino acids. The record is from RefSeq and is a predicted model, not a curated record. Gene Ontology annotation, cellular component: cytosol. The transcript has 27 exons. NCBI's taxonomy places the organism in Eukaryota, Metazoa, Chordata, Mammalia, Primates, Galagidae. Gene Ontology annotation, molecular function: protein binding.
CAGUCCUCAGCAUCCUCCUCCCGCUCCUCAAAAGCACCCCGAGUCCCCACCCCCUCACGCCCCACCCGCGGGAAGGAGGCCUCGGGAAUUCAGGGGAGUGGCUGUGGGGGCGCGUCGCGGCGCCCAGCUCGGCCAGCCCCCCUCCCAAGACAUGGUCAGCUCCCCAUUGUAAAAGCUGCGCCCCGAAGAGGAGGAGAGAGUGGUGCUCCCAGCUCGGGGCUGCGGGGAUCUCUUCCUGCUGAAGCUCGGGCAUUAUUUUAGGGUGGGGCGAGGAGGGCCCUAGAUUUGGGGGAGUAGGGGUGGGUGGGGAGGAGGACCCGAGGGGGGGGAAGGACUCUGUGGGGAGUCGGUGAGAGACUGACUAUGGGGAAGGACCAGGAGCUGCUGGAAGCUGCUCGCACUGGAAAUGUGGCUCUGGUGGAGAAACUCCUGUCUGGCAGGAAAGGAGGGAUCCUGGGCGGCGGAUCCGGCCCCCUGCCCCUGUCUAAUCUGCUAAGCAUCUGGCGAGGCCCCAAUGUGAACUGCACAGACAGUUCGGGUUACACUGCUUUGCACCAUGCAGCCUUAAAUGGACAUAAGGACAUAGUUCUCAAGCUACUUCAAUAUGAGGCGUCCACAAACGUAGCAGACAACAAAGGUUAUUUUCCUAUUCAUCUGGCCGCCUGGAAAGGAGAUGUGGAAAUCGUGAAGAUUCUCAUUCACCAUGGACCUUCACAUUCCAGAGUCAACGAACAGAACAACGAAAACGAAACUGCCCUCCACUGCGCGGCUCAGUACGGACACGCCGAAGUCGUCGCUGUUCUUCUGGAAGAGCUCACCGACCCUACGAUUCGAAAUAGUAAGCUCGAAACACCUUUGGACCUGGCGGCUCUCUACGGGCGGCUCCGAGUGGUCAAGAUGAUCAUCAGCGCCCACCCCAACUUAAUGAGCUGCAACACUCGGAAGCACACGCCUCUCCACCUUGCCGCCCGCAAUGGCCACAGGGCAGUGGUGCAGGUGCUGCUGGAGGCCGGGAUGGAUGUCAGCUGUCAGACAGAAAAGGGGAGUGCACUUCACGAAGCAGCUUUGUUUGGAAAGGUGGAUGUUGUACGAAUUUUGUUAGAAACAGGAAUUGAUGCCAACAUAAAGGAUAGCUUAGGUCGAACUGUUUUAGACAUUUUGAAAGAACAUCCAUCUCAGAAAUCUCUCCAGAUUGCAACACUCUUACAAGAAUAUUUAGAAGGCAUGAGAAGACCAGCAGACCUUGAAGAGCAGGUGCAGGAGGAUGUAACCCAAGAAACACAUGUUUCUUCUUCUGCUGCGUCUCCUCAGAAGACCAAAAGUGAAACUGUGACUGGAGAACUGUCAAAACUCUUGGAUGAAAUAAAACUCUGUCAAGAAAAGGAUUAUUCUUUUGAAGACUUGUGCCACACCAUUUCAGACCACUACUUAGAUAACUUGAGCAAGAUUUCAGAGGAAGAACUUGGGAAAAAUGGAAGCCAGAGUGUAAGAACUUCAUCUACAAUAAAUUUGUCACCAGGAGAAGUGGAAGAAGAAGAUGAUGAUGAAAAUACGUGUGGGCCAUCAGGACUCUGGGAAGCACUAACUCCUUGUAAUGGCUGUAGGAACCUGGGCUUCCCUAUGCUUGCACAGGAGUCCUAUCCAAAGAAGAGAAAUUACACUAUGGAAAUCAUGCCAUCUGCUUCUCUGGAUCCAUUUCCGUCAGAAAAUGAGAACUUUCUAUGUGAUCUCAUGGACACAGCUGUUACAAAGAAACCUUGUUCCUUAGAAAUCGCAAGGGCACCUUCCCCAAGAACUGAUAAUGCCUCUGAGGUAGCAAUUACUACUCCAGGAACUAGUAACCAUAGAAACAGCUCGACAGGCCCAACACCUGACUGCUCACCUCCAUCCCCCGACACUGCCCUCAAAAAUAUUGUCAAAGUUAUUCGACCCCAGCCAAAACAACGCACGUCCAUUGUGUCGUCACUGGAUUUUCAUCGAAUGAAUCACAACCAAGAAUAUUUCGAAAUCAACACAUCUGCAGGGUGUACCGGCUUCACCUCCAGCCCUCCCGUUAGUCCACCCAUCUCUUCUGCGGCAACCACAGAAGUCAAGGAGGAAGGCCCCGACCGUACAGAUGACCUCGCUCAACAGGAGGACAGUGAUCCCCCCAAAGAAUAUGAUCCUGGGCAAUUUGCGGGCCUCCUUCAUGGAUCCUCUCCAGCCUGUGAAUCCCCUGAAAAUCCCUUUCAUCUCUAUGGGAAAAGAGAAAAAUGUGAAGAAGAACAAAACGAAAUCAGUUUGGCAAGCAGUCCUCUGCCCUUCAAGAAGUCUCCAGUAGAAAAUAAGUCUGAACCCUUGGUAAAGAAAAUUAAACCCAAAGUGGUCAGUAGGACAAUUUUUCAUAAAAGAACCAACCAAUUGGAAAACCAUACCAUUGUUGGCACCAGAUCAACCAGGAGUGGAUCCCGGAAUGGGGACCAGUGGGUUAUGAACACAGGAGGAUUUGUGGAGCGAGCCUGUACUCUGGGGAGAAUAAGGUCAUUGCCUAAGGCCUUGAUCGACAUGCAUUUAUCAAAAAAUGUCUCUAAAUCUGAUUCCGAUCUCAUUGCCUACCCUUCCAAUGAGAAAACCUCAAGAGUUAACUGGAGUGAAGCUUCAACGGCUGAACACAGUUCUAAAGGGAAUUCUGAAAGAACACCAUCCUUCACAUCCGAAUGGGAAGAAAUUGACAAAAUUAUGAGUUCCAUUGAUGUUGGGAUCAACAGUGAACUUAAAGAGAUGAAUGGUGAAAUCACAAGACCCAGAUGCCCUGUCCAAACAGUGGGACAAUGGCUGGAAAGCAUUGGGCUACCUCAGUACGAGAACCACCUGAUGGCUAAUGGAUUUGACAAUGUACAGUUUAUGGGAAGCAAUGUUAUGGAAGAUCAAGAUCUGUUGGAAAUUGGAAUCCUUAAUUCUGGGCACAGGCAAAGAAUACUACAGGCAAUCCAGCUCCUUCCAAAGAUGAGACCCAUUGGUCAUGAUGGCUACCAUCCCACGUCCGUGGCUGAAUGGCUGGAUUCCAUCGAACUGGGGGACUACACCAAAGCCUUUCUAAUUAAUGGCUACACAUCGAUGGACCUGUUGAAAAAAAUCUGGGAGGUUGAACUUAUUAAUGUUUUAAAAAUCAAUUUGAUUGGCCACAGGAAACGUAUUUUGGCAUCUCUGGGAGACAGGCUGCACGAGGAUCCCCCGCAGAAGCCCCCUCGGUCCAUCACCCUCAGGGAACCCAGUGGUAAUCACACUCCUCCUCAGUUGUCUCCAUCACUUAGCCAAAGCACUUACACCACUGGUGGCUCCCUAGACGUUCCUCACAUUAUCAUGCAGGGCGAUGCAAGGAGGAGAAGAAAUGAGAACUACUUUGAUGAUAUUCCCCGAUCAAAACUGGAGAGGCAGAUGGCUCAGCAGUCGUCUGUCUGUGAAAUAUGGACCAAUCAGAAUGCUGGAUUUCCUUUCUCAGCGAUCCAUCAGGUUCAUAAUACAGGAGACUGGGGAGAACCUUCCAUUACCUUGCGACCUCCAAAUGAAGCCACAGCGUCCACUCCAGUACAGUACUGGCAGCACCACCCAGAAAAGCUCAUCUUCCAAUCGUGUGAUUACAAAGCUUUUUAUUUAGGUUCUAUGCUGAUAAAAGAGCUUAGGGGGACAGAAUCAACCCAAGAUGCUUGUGCGAAAAUGCGGGCUAACUGUCAGAAGUCUACAGAGCAAAUGAAGAAGGUCCCUACCAUUAUUCUUUCUGUCUCAUAUAAAGGAGUCAAAUUUAUUGAUGCAACAAAUAAGAACAUAAUUGCCGAGCAUGAAAUUCGUAAUAUCUCCUGUGCUGCCCAGGACCCAGAAGACCUGUCCACGUUUGCUUAUAUUACAAAAGAUUUGAAGUCCAAUCACCACUACUGUCAUGUGUUUACUGCCUUCGAUGUGAAUCUAGCCUACGAAAUCAUCCUAACACUGGGACAGGCGUUCGAAGUCGCUUACCAGCUAGCACUACAAGCAAGAAAAGGGGGGCAUUCCUCCACACUUCCGGAAAGCUUUGAAAACAAACCCUCCAAACCCAUCCCCAAGCCCCGCGUUAGCAUCCGCAAGUCCGUGCAGAUCGACCCAUCUGAGCAAAAGACUUUGGCCAAUCUGCCGUGGAUUGUGGAGCCGGGACAGGAAGCCAAGAGGGGAAUUAAUACCAAGUAUGAAACCACGAUUUUCUGAUACCCGCCGUCCUCCUGUCCUCGCGGUGCCUUGCUCGCCAAGCGGUCCCGGAGGCUUUCCUUCGCCUCCGUGUCCACCCAGCCCAGGAGGAAGACUGCUCUGUUGUGGCCUUGCCACGGGCAAAAGGCCACUGGCCAUUCCUGGGGAAGUUCUUUCUGCACCAGUGACGGAAAACGCCAGACUUUCCAGUCGCAGCCCCUGAGAGGCGUGAGUUGAGACGGGUUCUCCCUGCUGCCCCAACUCCCCUCCCUACCGCUCCCAAGGUAUUUCUAAUGACUCUGCCCCAUACUUGCUUUGCUUUGUUUGGGGAUAACGCUUUUUAUUUAAAAAAAAGAAAAAGAAAAAGAAAAUAUACCGAGAUCUCUAAUACUGCCUAAAAGCAUAAAAUCUUGGAUGUAGUUUUCACUCUCAGCAAUUUUAAAGGUAAAAUCAGAACAGAAUUGCCGCCCUCCCCCAUAAAGCUCCCGUGUAAUCGUGGUAUCGCCAACUUAUCAUUGAAUGCAAAAGGACAAAGACACCCCCCCCUUGAUUGCCAGGAAAUUCCAUUUCCCAGUUUCUAUAUUUGUGGAUUUUUUAUGUCAUUGCCUAUGUCAGAUAAAGAAAACCUUUACAUCUAAGGAUGGGUUCAAAAUUCAAGAGUGAUUUAAAACAGAGGAAUUUAUUAUACACAGAAAAAAAUGUGUCUUGUAUUAAAUAUUUUUAUUAAAAGAAUGUUUCAUUAAUGCAUUGGUAAGAAAACUAGGUUAGUUGUGAGGGAUAUUUCUGGUUUCAUUUCAAGUAACUAAAUUUGUACUGCUACCACCAAGAGGGCUGGCUUGGGCGUAGCAAAAUACUGAUGAACUGCUCCCCAGAGCAGGAGAACCACAAUUGCUGAUGCAGCCUUCAGCCUGCAGAGAUUGUUUUUUUAAUCUUCACAGUGUUUUAAAGGACAUGUUUAAAAAAUAAUCAAAUAAUCUAGGGCUCCUGCUGUCAAGAUUUCUGUCAUGGAAACCUUGUUUGAGAAAGGUGUUAAUAAAAUUCUAUUGCAAAAAUUUUUUUUUCUAGAAAAAAAAUAAAUGCAAAAAAAAAAAAGAAGAAGAAAUUCCAAAGUAAUAAAACUUUUCUUGAAACAAAUAAAAAAAAAAGUUUGCUUACUAUUUGAUUAAAUAAAAUUUACUUACGUUUCUUUAAGGUAUUUUAAUUUUUUUAAUGUCUCUGUGGAGUAUUUGUAUGAUACCAUAAUGUAUAUUUAUGUAGAAUCAAAUUAUAUGAACAGUACCAAUAUCAUUAUAGAAAAAAAAAAUAACAUUUUAAUGUAUAUUGUUCUAACCGAUCAUAUUGUGAAUCAUUUUGAAGUUCAUUAUAGCGAUAUGGAUAAAUUGUGGAAUUGUCUUAAUGUUUUUUUUUAUUAACUGAUAUUAUUUUAAACCUGAGCUUAUCAGUUACAUUCAUCAGUUGGUGAGUUUUGAAGAAUAACUAACUUUUAUUUCAAACUGACAAAUGUAUAUGGUUUUAGUUCAGUGUUGAAGAAUUUUAAUACAAUAUUAAAUUACUUGAACUGAACAGUUCUUUGUAUAUAUUUUGCCAAUUCACUGUUGAUAUGUAUGUAGUCAAAUAACACUAAAAUAUGGUACCAAGAGGAGAUUGUAUAGGAGCAAAGUAAAUAGGAGCUUUGCUGAAACAGAAGCGUAUGUGUAAAUAAGCUUGGGCUUCCAGUUAUAAAUUUUGUAAUUUUUGUCAUUAUUUAUAUCCUAUAAAAAAGCACACAAAAAUAAAACAGAAGUUGUACAGC